AUGUCUGUCACCAUAUUCCUAUUAACCCUCUGUGUUCCUGCUAUUCUUGGUGACAUAGAAUUGACCGAUUUACAAAAACUUGAAGAAGCUUCUGAAUGCGACCCCACUUGCUGGUUUCGCGAGGAGAUAAUCACAUAUGAAACUAUCGAGCAAUGGCCAGUGAAUUGUACAGAAGUUUGCGGAAUAAUGGGUUUUACUGAUACAGCAGACGUACCAGUUUUUGAUCUACAAUAUUAUUUUCAAAAUUUGAAAGUUUUGAAAGGGAAAAUAUACAUCAUCGGGACACAAUAUGCCAGUGUAGAAUUUCUUUCAACGUUGGAGGAGAUUUAUUGUGGUCCUUUAAAAUCAUUGAGUUUUGCCGGAAAUCCUAAUCUUGAAACUUUCGAGUUAGGAAACUUGAAAAAUGUGUCUUGUGAGUUCUCAAUCUAUGAUAACAAGCGCCUUGAUGUCUCCGAGUUUUGUGAAAAAAAUGAAGGAUUGGCUUUGAUGGCAAUCGAUAAUAAUUUUAAAAACUGUAAAGGCUGCAUUGCUGGUAUGUUUUACACUAACCAGAUGAGUAAAUUCAUAAAUUGUACAUCAAUCGUGUUCGGAAUGAAAUUUUACUCGUUUCAUAUAGUUCAUGAAAAUCCUCCAAUGGAUUUUACGGAAUCUCUAACUACUAACGAGCCAAAUUUCAUAAUAAGCAUUGAGAAUGUUCAUGAAGAUUUCUGUUUCACAACAUCUGAAAUGAAACUGUUUUUGGAAAAUAAUGUGAUGUUUAAAAGUCUGAAAGCAAUGUACUGUGAGAAGCAAACGGGUGAAACCGCGUGUCUAUUUGAGAGUUUGAAAAACUUGGAAGCAAAUUGCAAAGAGAUUCUCGGGGAUAUCAGAAUCAACCCUGGUGAUGAGAUUUAUACGGACAAGUUGAAGAAUAUCUCUUUUAUUUUUGGAUCGCUGAUGAUUCAGAAUACAAGUUUAACUGAUUUGACAUUUUUGGGAAGUCUACAGUAUGUUAGUUCGUUGCACAAUUCUACUAUUCCACUCCAACUAAAUUCAAACAAAAAUUUGAGAGAGGCCAACUUGCCAAACCUAAAGUAUACAAAUUGUGCCAAAGAGUUGACUGAUUAUGAAAAAAUUGCUAAGGCUUAUGAAUGUGAUUCCAACUGUUGGUUUCGUGAGAAUGAAGUGAACUCCACAACAAUAAACAAAUGGCCACAGAACUGUUCAGAUGUCUGCGGGAUGAUGACAUUCACACAGACUGCUGACAUUCCUGUUUUCGAGUUGCAAAACUAUUUCCGACACUUGAUAGUUUUCAAGGGAGCGAUAUCUUUCGCUAAUACACAAUACGCUAGUAUAGAGUUUUUAGCGUCAUUGGAAGAAGUGUAUUGUGAUGUUUUGAACAAUUUCGAAUUCCGGUUGAAUGCGAACCUUGAAAUGUUAAAUUUUGAAAACUUAACCAAGAUAACGUGCAGCUUCUAUGCUUACAACAAUUCCCGCCUCGAUGCUACUGAAUUUUGUGAUAGGUUUGGAGAUCUGAAUGUAAUGUUCAUUUAUGACAACUUUAAAAGCUGUAAAGGAUGCAUAGUUCAGAAUCUUUAUAGUACCGAACUGUACAAAUAUCAAGGAUGUACUUCUAUUAUAAACGCAAUGUAUUUUUAUGCGUUUUGGACAAAUUAUGACCCACCAGUCGAUAUGUCCCCAUUGAAUAGUGUACAAAACAUCAGUGGUUGUUUAAACUUUUAUGACACCGAUUUGAAAAACUUUUCGUUUUUCGAGAGCUUGGAAAACUUGAGGUCUAACCAAUACUUUGAUUAUGACAUUAAUAUUUAUCAAUGCUUCAAUUUGACAAGAUUCGACAUGCCAGCUUUGAAAACAAUAUCAACGACAAGAACGAAUUUUAUAAUGAAUGUCUUUGGAGUGCAUGAUGAUUUCUGUUUCACAACGUCUGAGAUGCAUUUAUUUCUCGAAAAUAAUGUGUUAUUCGACAAUUUACAUGGAAAAUAUUGUUAUAACGAAACCGAAGAAAAUGUAUGCAUCUUCGAGAAUAUGAGUAGUCUGGAAAGCAAUUGCACCGAUAUUUUGGGACCUGUCCUUAUAAACUCUGGGGAGGAAAGUUACAAAGAAAAAUUGAGAAAUGUUAGAAAUAUCUAUGGAUUGUUGAUAAUUCAAGGCACCGAUCUCAUUGAUUUGAACUUUCUAGAGAACUUGGAAUAUAUUGCAGUUUUGAAUGGUAUCUAUUCUCUGAGAAACUCAGAAUAUCGUUAA
Molecule: messenger RNA, 2244 nt
Organism: Caenorhabditis remanei
Lineage: Eukaryota; Metazoa; Nematoda; Chromadorea; Rhabditida; Rhabditidae
Exons: 11
Coding region: 1-2244 (747 amino acids)
Source: RefSeq, a predicted model, not a curated record